Mus pahari (shrew mouse) is the source of this 2380-nucleotide messenger RNA. It is a transcript of the gene Pdzd9, whose product is annotated as PDZ domain containing 9. The record is from RefSeq and is a predicted model, not a curated record. Bases 41 to 1039 code for a protein of 332 amino acids. Gene Ontology annotation, molecular function: protein binding. The transcript has 3 exons. NCBI's taxonomy places the organism in Eukaryota, Metazoa, Chordata, Mammalia, Rodentia, Muridae.
CCCAAGCACACUGCUUGCAUCAGUAAACGCUGUCAAGUGAAUGGAUGGCGGUAAUGGUAUUAACACUGUACUAGGACUGCACAACAGCCCUUUACCUGUCCUGUUUAGCUUCCACAUACUUUUCAACACUCAUUUUCCCAAAGGGGAAACCGAAGACCAGGAUGACUGCGACAGGGCUCCUGAAGUCUCAUUUCAUGACUCCGAAGCACCAGUGCCACGCUGGUGUUGUCUUGAUAAGUCACUGAAACAAGUUCCCUUUGUUCUCUUAGAAAAAGAACAACUCUCCAAGGCCAAGGCGUCUGUAAGCAGCUUGAACAAAGUGAUUCAGACCAAACUCACUGUGGGCAACCUGGGACUGGGCCUGGUCGUCAUCCAGAACGGGCCGUACCUCCAGAUUAGCCACCUCAUCAAUAAAGGGGCUGCAGCCAGUGAUGGAAUCCUCCAGCCAGGUGACGUUCUGAUCAGUGUUGGACAUGCUGAUGUGUUAGGAUAUACGCUCCGUGAAUUUUUAAAGCUUUUGCAAAAUAUCACCAUAGGAACAGUGCUACAAAUUAAGGCUUACCGAGGCUUUCUUGAAAUACCCCAGGAAUGGCAGGAUGUAUAUGAUUUGAUCCCUGAGACCAAAUUUCCAAUCCCACACACACCAAAGAAAACGGAGCAGGCAAAAGAGUCUUUUGUAAAGGAUGGCCAUGAAGAUGCAGUUUUAGAUAAAAAACUGAAGUAUUACAGGUAUCCUCGGUCAGUCUGGAAUUACCCUGUAAGGACACCAAUAUCAAUCUCCACAGAAUGGCAUGGGUAUAAAAAGAAGGACCACACUAUUAGUGUUGGCAAAGACAUUAACUCUGAUGUAGUAAUUCACAAGGAUGACAAGAAGGAACUGAGGGUCCCUUCUCCAUACGGGGUGAUGGUGGAGCAAGACAAAGCCAUCUCCUCCUCGUCCUCCUCCACUGCUGCUUCUUCCAUCUCAGAUGCCUUCUGGCUGGAGGAUUACGCACAGGUUGAGGAGGGCAAAGGUAAACAGGUAUCAAAGUUUGAUUAGGUUUUGGUUUGCAAAUUUGUGGCCAUAGAACUUUUUAUUUUUAAACAUCCAAUUUUUAUGCCUUACCAUGGUGUUGAUUUGUAGAUUUCCUACACGACUUACCUGCUCUCCUAUGACUACAGAAAAGCCUUCCUCCAUUAGCAGUUCAGGACUUCCUGUGGUCUAACAGGCUCUGCAGACCUGUUCUCAGAGCCUGGCCUCACUUGCUCAGAUUUUACAGUGUCACUAGAGGAACGUGCCCAAUUAUCAGAAUGGCUGAACAUUUGUCUUGUAAGGUACUGUUUUCCUUGAGGUUUUAGCCUGGUUGUUUAUAUUACAACCCCUGCUCCCACGCUCUCAGUGAUACCUUUACUGGGAAUGUCAGGACUGAAACAAGCAAGGAAGAGACAGAAGGAGCCAGACACAAAUGAAGGAACCAGCUGAGAGGAUGUUCUUUACAAAUGCAGUUUUACUGUAAAUGGGGCAAAAUCCAGACGAUUCAAGUGUUCAAGUUGUUUUUAUUUUAAAAAGUCAUCAGUAAUAAUCUGGAAUUUUUACUUUUAAAGCUGCUUAGCCUCAAUUUUAACAGUUUCUGAAAUUUCUUAAUUGAUGUAAUUGGUGAACUCUAUUAGUUUUCUUUAAAGCAUUUAAUAAAUACCUGUUCACUGCUUAGAAAGAAUGCAAGAAAAACAUUUACACAUAAUGCUUUAUUGGCUCUAGGACAGCUGGGAGUCACUAUGCUUUUAAGUUUUUUUUUUUUUUACUUCAUUGAGAAAAUGUUGAAUUAACAUUAAUUAAUAAUUAAGAGACCUGACUCUGAUGUGCUUGCUGGUCUGGGCUGAGCAUGUGUUAUAACUCAUCAAGAAAAGGCGUAUGUCCCAAGUUUCCACUCGCUGCCAUUGACUUCUUGCCAGAAACAAACUUUUUUGCAGCCUUAAAUAAAACACAGAAAGUUAAAUAAUAUUAUCACCAAAUAGAUAAACCAUAUAUAUAUAUUGAGUUUAUGGACAAGACAUUCUAAGACAGCAAUUCUGUAAUACAGCCUCAUAAGCCAAUCAAGUGUGAGACAGUCGGUGUUUAGUCAGAAUGUAAGCAGCAUCACACGUGCAACUAAGCAAACAGAAGGUCUCCAGGUGAGAACCGGCUUGAAGAAAACCCCCAGACAUUCAAAACCAGGGAGAAUGGCCACUGGUAGGCCGCACUUUGUUUUGUAUCACAAUGGUAAAAGGCCAGGGUGAAUCAAAAUACCGUCAUGGUUAACAUAUUUAUUGUGGAAGAGGGGCUGUUGGUGGUGGUACUGAGAGACCAUGUAGUCCAGGCUGCUUGAGACUCACCAUCUUCUCGCUUUAAGCCUCCAGAACA